Molecule: messenger RNA, 369 nt
Organism: Manis javanica (Malayan pangolin)
Lineage: Eukaryota; Metazoa; Chordata; Mammalia; Pholidota; Manidae
Gene: LYZL4
Product: lysozyme like 4
Biological process (GO): fusion of sperm to egg plasma membrane involved in single fertilization
Cellular component (GO): sperm flagellum; acrosomal vesicle
Molecular function (GO): lysozyme activity
Source: RefSeq, a predicted model, not a curated record
AUGGGGGUCUCUGUGCUCCUCUUCCUCGUUGCCUGCCUGCUGGCUCCAAGUGACACUGCUGUCCUGGGGCGCUGCGUGGUGGCCAGGAAACUCCACGAAGGCGGCCUGAGCGACUUUGACGGCUACAGCCUUGAAAACUGGGUGUGCCUGGCUUAUUUUGAGAGCAAGUUCAACCCCACGGCCGUCUACCAGAACUUGCAUGGUGGCUACAUGGGCCUCGGCCUCUUUCAGAUCUACAACAAUAACUGGUGUGACCGCGGCAAGAACCUGUGGCCCAUGCUGUGCUCUGCUUUACUGAACCCAAAUUUAAAGAAGACAAUUGAAUGUGCCAAGAAAAUUAUAAAAGGAAAAGAAGGGAUGGGAGCAUAG